Molecule: messenger RNA, 512 nt
Organism: Lymnaea stagnalis (great pond snail)
Lineage: Eukaryota; Metazoa; Mollusca; Gastropoda; Lymnaeidae
Source: the annotation of a GenBank genome assembly
AUGAUGACCAGGCACUGCACCAUGCUGGUCGGGCCGACAGGGGGAGGCAAAUCUGUGGUGCUUAAUGUUCUGGUCCAGGCACAAACCAGGUCAGUGCCUCUGAUUUGAAAACUGGAUGAGCACUAUCCAUUUAUGGAUGAUAAUAUUAAACUGCAUGUGUGUUCCUGAAUUUUAAAAAACUGCCAAUUAUUGUAUUUUAAUUUAGAGUCUAUUUUUAAUUUGGAUUUUUUUCUCCCCCAUCACUUUUUGUAACCAGAAGGUUCUCAAUGUUAAAUCUCCUAAUAAUAAAAUUAUACAGUAUUUAGUAUAAUGUAAACAAUUUCAGCCUUAUAUAUAGAUGAGACAUUGUGAGUGCUUACUGGGCCAUUUGUUAAUAAUCUAUUAGGCUCGGAACACCAACCAAAUUGUACAUUAUAAAUCCAAAAGAAAGACCCGUAGUUGAACUGUACGGUGUCCUUGACCCAGUCACCAGGGACUGGACAGAUGGACUCUUGUCUAACAUUUUCAGGUAA